Molecule: messenger RNA, 1350 nt
Organism: Rotaria sp. Silwood2
Lineage: Eukaryota; Metazoa; Rotifera; Eurotatoria; Philodinida; Philodinidae
Source: the annotation of a GenBank genome assembly
AUGGACACAAUACAAGAAAAACACAUUUUAUCUGGCAAACAUAUCAUUGUUGCUGGGGCCGGUAUUGGUGGGCUGACAUUUUGCAUUGCUCUGCAACGAUUCCUUGAGAAUCACAAUCGAGAAAUAAAUCCACCACCAAAUAUUGUGAUAUACGAACGUGAAGAGUCCAUGGAUGUCAUCGGACGACAAGGCUAUUCGCUUUCUAUCAGAAGUGAUCCACUAAGUGGAGGAGUGCAAAUACUCCAAAAAUUGGAUCUGCUCAAUGAGAUACUUGCUGAAAGCAAUCCAGGCACACACUUUACAGUCUUCAAAAAUGACUUUACGCCAUUGAUAGAAUUUCGAUCACCACCUGUCGAAGAUCUUUCACAACUAACUCUAUGCAUUGCACAACUUGAAGAUGGAAAAGUUUUAGUAACUUUAUCAGAUGGCCAUCAAGAACAAUGUGAUUUACUCGUUGCUGCUGAUGGAUCCAAUAGUAAGGUACGACGAGAACUUCUGCCCCAACAUGAACUUAGAUUUGCUUGUGCAGUUUCCAUUGUGGCACGUACUCGACCUCUGAACAAGUUGCCUCAGCCCCUAGAUACAACAUGUGGCGGUGUACUCGGCGGCAAUGGACAUUUUCUUUUUAUUGCACCGACUGAUCAAACAAGUGUACUUUGGAGCGUGAGCUAUCUUUCAGAUACACCCUGCGAACCCAAACCUGCUGGAACUAUGAGCGAUGCAGAAAUUGAACAAGUACUAGCCGACGCUGAACAGCGUUUGAGGCUCUCAACAACAUCUCAAUCAAAACGAAAAUUUCCAUUAAAUUACGUGCUUUCACGAUUUGAUCAAACACUUGAAUUAGCUGCUGAAGAUCCAUCAUCAAAAGACUUUGGACCACGAUGUAGAAAGAAACAACAAUUAGUUAAAACAAUGCGUGAUGAUGUGGUUAAUACUUAUGGUAUUGAUUCUUAUCCAACAGCAUUUCAAUUUGAUCGAGUGAUAGUUAGUGUGAAAAAUAAAUAUCCAGCACUUAGGAAAAUAUUUGGUGAAAAUAUGAACCUAUUAACAUCAGCAUUGAAACAGCAGUUCUCUCGUAAUCGACAAUUAUCCAGCUAUUUAUCUGAAGUAUUAGUGAAAAAACAUCAAUCAUAUGGACAUCAAAUGUCUGACCGAAAAUUGAAAUUUGUGAUGGUGGAAUUAGUAUCUUGUCGGGUAAGCAUUGACCUAUUAGUCUAUUUGUUAAUUUUUUGUCUUUUAGGAAUAUUUAGUCGAGAAAAAGAACAAUCAGAAGAGUCUUUGAAACAAUUGCGUCAACGUGCAGAAUCAAUGCGUAUUUUAAUUAAGACAAUAAAUUAUGAUUAUGGUUAA